GACGGCUCAGUUCAUCCGCGCCUGCGCAGCCUGUACAGCUGCAGCUAAAAACAGCCUUUACAGGUCUGCGCUAUCAUUUCAAGAUGGCGGACCUCCUCGGUUCAAUCCUAAACUCGAUGGAAAAACCUCCUACAGUCGGCGACCAGGAAAGCCGACGAAAGGCACGAGAGCAAGCAGCAAGGCUCAAGAAGAUGGAAGAAGAGGAGAAAAGAAAGAAAGCAGAGUUCAGGAAAAAGAUGGAGAAAGAGGUGUCAGAUUUCAUCCAAGACAGUUCACAACAGAAAAGAAAAUACAAUCCCAUGGGGAAGAUUGAAAGGAGUAUAUUACAUGAUGUUGCAGAGGUGGCUGGUUUGACGUCUUUUUCUUUUGGGGAGGAUGAAGAGAGCCGUUACGUCAUGCUUUUCAAGAAGGAGUUUGCUCCAUCAGAUGAGGAGCUGGAAGCCUAUCGCAAGGGAGAAGAGUGGGACCCCAAACUGGCCGAACAGCGGCGCAGACUAAAAGAACAGGCUGCACUGGAAGAAGCAGCAUCCAGUCAGACAGAAAAGUCACAAAUAUGCCCCAACUCUAACUACAGAGACAAGUACAGUCACCUGAUUGGCACUUCAGCUGCAAAAGAUGCUGCACAUACACUUGAGGCCAACAGGGCUUAUGGCUGUGUGCCGGUGGCCAACAAGAGGGACACUCGCUCCAUAGAAGAAGCCAUGAAUGCAAUCAGAGCAAAGAAACGGCAGAAGCGCGAGGACGACACGGGGGCGCACGGCAGCAGCUCUUGAGUCUCCGGCACGUGUGCCGUCUGUCUGUCUGCUGUUUGCGUGUGCGAGCACGUAAGUGCGUUUAUGUGUGUCUCAUUCAUCCUAUAAUGCAAUAUCCUGUACUUCAGAUGUACAAACGUUUAAUUUAUGUAUCAACAAGCAAGUGUUUUCUCAUGCUUUGUGACCAAGACUGUGCUAAAAUUAUAAAAACUUGCUCAGUGGAGGAUCUUCAGGUGUGCUGGUGUCUGAGAACUGGGUUGUUAAACACAUUUAACAUUUGCCUCACACUCACAUGUGAACUGUAUAGUAUAAACAUGUUAUAUGAGUGUUCAGAUGCAUAAAACCAUAACGGCAGAAUAUUUUUAGCAGAUUUAAGCACGGCUGCGCAGGAUGAACUUUAAAAAUCCAGCUGUUAGGUAGUUAAAAUUGAACUCUGCACUGACAGUGUCCAAAAUGUCCAGUACAGUUUUUUUUUUUAAAGCCGUAAUCUCAUAUUUUAACAAGGUUUUGGUUUGUUGAAUUUUUCUUUUCAGUCUAAACCUAUGUCACAUUGUAAAGAUGGAAGCAUACCAUUUUUGUCUGUCACAUGAGGAAACCCUCUUUUAGAAAUCUUUCUGUAAACCUGCACUGACUGUGUAUUCUUUAACUCCAGUGUAAAUGUUUUAUUAAAAAGCCAUGUGAUUGCUUACAAAAGGCAUCAUAAUAGGAGUCGGAGUACCAGACUUCUUCUUAGGAUGUUGUGCUCUCAGUUUUGUUUUCUGGUUUGUUUGGGUUUGUUUUUUUUUUGUUUUUUUUUUUAAAUUUCAUGUCUUUUGUUUGUUACAAACAAGAAUUCAUGCAGGUGUUCCCAGCAUCUUAGUGUCUCUUUUAACAUGGUUGUAUCGUUUUAUCCCCAAUGUAUUAAUAAAUGGAGAAAAGUA
This is a messenger RNA of Maylandia zebra (zebra mbuna), 1672 nucleotides long. RefSeq names its product sperm associated antigen 7 (gene spag7). Lineage: Eukaryota; Metazoa; Chordata; Actinopteri; Cichliformes; Cichlidae. Gene Ontology annotation, molecular function: nucleic acid binding. The record is from RefSeq and is a predicted model, not a curated record.